Messenger RNA from Brassica napus (rape), 2070 nucleotides. Its product is annotated as peroxidase 41. The record is from RefSeq and is a predicted model, not a curated record. NCBI's taxonomy places the organism in Eukaryota, Viridiplantae, Streptophyta, Magnoliopsida, Brassicales, Brassicaceae. Gene Ontology annotation, biological process: hydrogen peroxide catabolic process; response to oxidative stress. Bases 274 to 1416 code for a protein of 380 amino acids. Gene Ontology annotation, molecular function: peroxidase activity; heme binding. The transcript has a single exon.
CGGCAAAGAAAUUAGCCAAUGGAGAAGUCAUUUAAUACGAAAUUAUACAAUAACGCAUGCAUAUCCCUCCUAAACUCCAACGAGCGAGCCUAUGAUUGAUUGAUAUAUACACAACCAAACAUACAGCUAUCCUCAAGGUUUUUAAUUUUUAUACAUCCAAAUCUUUCCUACUAACAUUCACACUUCCCCAUAUUAACUAAUGAUUUAAGAACCUUUAAAAUUACAAUAUACUAUGUAUAGAGAAAUUACAAAUAUAGGAAGAAUAAGAGAAAGAUGCUCACUCCAACCACACGUACGUACAUGGUUCUAUUUUUUCUCGACAACAAUCAAAUAGAGAGUUCUACUAUACCUCGUAGACAUCUUAAUAUAAAUUCCAAUCUCCAUAUUUUACGAGAGCAAAAUCGAUAUACGUCUCAUGAAUUCACAAUGUUGACAUCAUGGUUUCUUAACGUUUUCUUCCUCGUCUUAGCCUCUGUACCGUCCAUAUUAUCGGCUCCAGCAACAAAUUUAACGAAAGACUAUUACCAAAAAACAUGUCCCGAUUUCAGUAAAAUCGUUCGCGAUACCGUUACAACAAAGCAAGCCCAACAGCCAACGACAGCUGCUGGAACGCUCCGUGUCUUCUUCCACGAUUGCUUUUUAGAAGGAUGCGAUGCGUCCGUACUAGUCGCUACAAAUUCUUUCAACAAAGCUGAACGCGACGAUGAGCUCAACGAGUCGCUUCCAGGAGAUGCGUUUGACAUCGUGACGCGCAUUAAGACCGCUCUUGAAUUGUCCUGUCCUGGUGUGGUGUCAUGCGCAGACAUCCUGGCUCAGUCCACGCGUGACCUUAUCACAAUUGUUGGUGGACCUUUCUAUGAAGUCAAAUUAGGUCGUAAAGAUGGGUUUGAGUCGAAAGCCCAUAAAGUUCAUGGGAACAUACCAAUAGCAAAUCACACGGUACACGACAUGAUGUCGAUAUUCAAAAAGAAUGGUUUCUCUCUAAAGGAAAUGGUUGCACUUAGCGGCGGGCACACAGUGGGAUUUGCUCACUGCAUAGAAUUCAGCAGCCGGUUAUUUGGACCACGGGCUGAUCCAGAGCUCGAUUCGCGAUACGCAGACCGUCUUAAAGAUCUAUGCAAGGAUCACAUGGUAAAUAAGUCGAUGGCGGCAUUUCUUGACCCGAUAACGCCAGGAAAAUUCGAUAAUAUGUACUUCAAGAACUUGAAAAGAGGUCUUGGACUGCUAGCUUCCGACCACGCCUUGUUCAAAGACAAUGGCACGAGACCGUUUGUGGAUUUAUAUGCGGAUAACCAGACGGCUUUCUUCGAGGAUUUUGCUCGUGCCAUGGAAAAACUAGGGAUGGUCGGCGUUAAAGGCGAUAAAGAUGGAGAAGUGAGACGCAAAUGUGAUCACUUUAACAAACUUGACGUAUAAUUAACAUCAGCCGAUGAAUAAAAGUGAGUUUGGACUUUGUUUAUAAUGCAUUUUUUUUGUAAGUAGUAAGUUAACUUAACAAUUUCCAGAGUGUAAUUUAUAUGUUUUAUCCUCCUGAAUUUUGAAUUAAUGUAUGUUAUAUAAAAGUACUAUUAGAUACUUACGGAAGAGAAUGACUUAUUUCACCAUAUAACUUUCUAAUACUCUCGAAAGGUGAAGCCUCUUCACAUACACGAGAACAGAGUGAUCGUCAACAUCAAGUAUUAUUGGGCUUAGGCCUAGCUUCAACGAAUAAAACCCAACCCGUUAUAAUUCGGGUCUAGUGAUUAACUUUUUGUUUAGUCGGGUCAACUUGUGACCUUAUAUGGCUCUAUUUUCGGCCUCGAUUAUUUUUCUAAUUUUCUCAAUUUCAAGAACUGUGAUUUUUUUUGUUAAAUGAAUGAUCUUUACUUUAAUUUAAUUUAUAUAAUACUAGUGAUUAGCCCACGAAUUAUUUUCGAGAAUUUAACGCUUAAUUUUCUAGUGAUCAUAUUCUGAUAACAGGCGUGAAUUGAAAGCCUUAAACGACCAAUAUCAUCUUUCUUCGAGUAACAUCUCAGGGAGUCUCCAAGCAAUGUUAGUUUGAGGUCAUGAUUAGUUCAAUUUGCGAUUUGG